Messenger RNA from Solea solea (common sole), 1982 nucleotides. RefSeq names its product vacuolar protein sorting 36 homolog (gene vps36). The transcript is spliced from 14 exons. Gene Ontology annotation, molecular function: ubiquitin binding; phosphatidylinositol-3-phosphate binding. Lineage: Eukaryota; Metazoa; Chordata; Actinopteri; Pleuronectiformes; Soleidae. Gene Ontology annotation, cellular component: late endosome membrane; ESCRT II complex. The record is from RefSeq and is a predicted model, not a curated record. Gene Ontology annotation, biological process: protein transport to vacuole involved in ubiquitin-dependent protein catabolic process via the multivesicular body sorting pathway. Bases 126 to 1280 code for a protein of 384 amino acids.
UAAGUUGUAUUUUAGUUUUUCUGUGCAGGCAGUGUCAGGCGAAGUUUGGACAGUUUACCAGAAGUAAAUAUGAAUUUAGUCUCAGCGGCGCAAUAGAAUAAGAAAUAACCUGUUCUUUAAGGAAUAUGGACCGUUUUUCGUGGUCAAGCGGACUCUUGGAAAUAAACGAAACAUUAGUGAUUCAACAACGAGGUGUGAGACUGUAUGACGGCGAUGAUAAGGCCAAGCUGGAUGUUGGAGCCGCCUUGCUGAGUACCCAUCGGCUGAUCUGGAGGGACGUUAAAAAUCAUGAAUGCUGCCUAGCUAUGCCCUUGUCACAGAUCAUCUACUUUGAAGAACAGGCUGCAGGAAUAGGGAAGAGUGCAAAAAUAAUUAUUCACCUGCAUCCAACACCUGCCAACAAGGAGCCGGGUCCUUACCAACACAGCAAGUACUCCUACAUUAAGCUGUCCUUUAAAGAACAUGGACAGAUCGAGUUUUACAGGAGGCUAACAGAAGAAAUGACUCAAAAGAGAUGGGAGAGCACACCUGUUUCACAGCCCAUCAGCCCCACAGGAUCUGGCACUCAGACAGGAAAGACCCGUGCAGUGGGGAUUGUCGGCAUCGAGAGGAAGAUAGAGGAGAGGAGAAAAGAAACAGACAAAAACAUUUCAGAGGCCUUUGAGGACCUCAGUAAGCUGAUGGUCAAGGCUAAGGAGAUGGUGGAGCUGUCCAGAUCUAUAGCCAACAAGAUCAAAGACAAGCAGGGAGACAUAUCCGAAGACGAGACGAUCCGUUUUAAGUCCUACCUCCUGAGCAUGGGUAUUGCUAACCCCGUUACAAGGGAAACACAUGGAUCAGGCACACAUUACCACUUGCAACUGGCUAAGCAACUGGGAGACAUGCUGCAGGCCCCUCUGGAGGAGCGAGGCGGCAUGAUGGCUCUCACCGAGGUUUACUGUCUGGUCAACCGUGCGCGAGGGAUGGAGCUUUUAUCUCCAGAAGAUUUGCUAAAUGCCUGCAAGAUGUUUGAGUCACUGAAGCUCCCAGUGAGGAUGCGUGUGUUUGACAGUGGUGUGAUGGUGGUGCAGCUGCAGUCUCACAGUGAAGAGGAAAUGAUAGCCUCAGCACUGGACAGUGUGACAGAUAAAGGUUCCUUGACCGCAGAGGAGUUUGCAAAGCUCUUGGGUCUUUCUGUUCUUCUGUCUAAAGAACGGUUGUUGCUGGCUGAGAAGAUGGGUCACCUGUGUCGAGACGACUCUGUGGAGGGUCUGAGAUUCUACCCAAACCUCUUUGAGUAGAGUGCCGGCUCUUCUUUGUGCUACACUGAGAUAAAAUACAUAUUCACUGUUGAUACUGCCUGGUGCUUUUAUGUCUUUUAUAAUAAUAAUAAUCUGCAAACACUACUUGUAGAAAAGUGUUCCCGGAUAAUCUCCACUUUACAUGACUUUAAUAAUGACCAGGAUUGGGAAAAUGUACUCAAAUGGAAAUACAGUGUCACUGUCACAUGCCCACACAUUUAAGUAGUUAGUGAAAGAUCCUACAAGACCUUUUUAAAAUCAAAUGUAAAGGAAAAGCUUUGCUCUUCUGUCUUAUAAAGAGGACACUUAUCAAGAUGCCCUUGUUUCAGUGAAUAUCCUCAACUCUCCUGACAUUUUUGUCUCAUAUACUUUAAAACACGAUUCUUGUCCUUUCUCCAGUCAAAGUUAAGCCUUUGCCAAGGAUCACGAUUUGACAGAAUAGAAACAAAAUGCCUGAUCCGCUGAGUUUAUUUAAAAGUAUAAUAUACAGAGGGCACUUUACCACAAUUCAUUCUUCACCUAAUUAAUCCCUUCAUUGUUGUGGAUUGUUGUUCCAGUUGUUACUGUUUUGAAUCCAGACUGAGAGGUGAGCACAGUCCGGCUGUACUUGUAAAUCUAUUCUAAUUCAUUAGAAGAACAAUGGAUAGAUACGCUUCUGUGUUACAGUGAAAUGGUUUCAGGAAUAAAAUAUAAAAGAAAAAG